Messenger RNA from Rotaria sp. Silwood1, 330 nucleotides. The record is from the annotation of a GenBank genome assembly. Lineage: Eukaryota; Metazoa; Rotifera; Eurotatoria; Philodinida; Philodinidae.
AUGCGUCAAGCCCCGGGCGGAUUUAAUGGACCAAGAGCACGUGCACCACCACUAGUACGACCAGUAGUACCAGCUGGUCGAGCACCCGGUGGUGCUGGUCUUCUUGCAGCUAUUCUUGGACCCAUUGGUGGUCUUACUGGAUGUUUAUGUUGUCUUAUGACUAUCGGUGUCUGGGGUUUAUUUAUCACGGCAAUUCCAUUGACUGUCUUUAUUAGUCGAUGGUUACGUGAUUAUAGAAAUCGUAAUGGUCUAAAUGGUGCCCAAGAACUUGUUGCUCCACAUAUGCUUCUUUUAUUAGUACUCGAAGCACUCACUAAGGUACGUGUUUAG